AUGGAAUAAUAAGAGAGCAAAAAAAUUAGAAUUAAAAAUGCCUUGGGAAAGUUCAAGCAAAUCCUGCUGAACAAGAAGGUAGACAUCAGUGACUUAAAUAAAGAUCACUUGGACAUCGAUGGCUUAUUUGAGAAAACACUGGAGAAUCACAUAUUAUCCUAUAAAAUCAGCGAAGAUUUACCAUUAUUGGAAUUUGAGUAGCCUAUAUAGGAGAUCACAUUAGAUGAAUUGGUGAAUUCAAUGGGUAAUGCUGUAGAUAACACUGGGAAUGUGAGAGUUUGGCCAAGUGAAGAGAUACUAGCAUACUACAUCUACAUCAAUGAAGAUUUGAGAAAAUCUGUGUUAUCCUAGAAAAGAGUGUUAGAACUUGGGGCAGGCUAGAGUGGAUUGAUUGGAUUCAUGAUUGGGUAGCUCUCGAUAGAUAAUAGUGAUAUCAAUAUACAUAUAACUGAUGGCAAUUCUAAAUGUGUUUAAAAUAUAUUCGAAUUGCUUUGGACUAUUGAUGAAAGUGAAAUUCCACUACACGAUACGUAUGACUAUAUUUUCAUUUCAGAUUGUUUAUUCUUUUAAGAUUAUCAUGAUGCUUUAAUCUCUACUCUUAAAAGAUUAGUGAAUCCCAUUGAUGGUAAAAUAAUCAUUAUGGCACCUAAGAGAGGCACCACUAUGUAAAGGUUUAUCGAUAAAGCCUAAAAUGAUUUCAACAUUGAGAUAGAUCAUUGUCCUUAGUUAUAAGAAUUGAUGUUAAGCAAACUGCAAAAGCAGUUUGAGGAAAAAUCAAAAGAUCAUGAUGAUAUGACUCCUCAUUUGAUUACUUUGAAUUUGAAAAAGACCAUUUGA
This is a messenger RNA of Stylonychia lemnae, 837 nucleotides long. Lineage: Eukaryota; Ciliophora; Spirotrichea; Sporadotrichida; Oxytrichidae. The record is from the annotation of a GenBank genome assembly.